Messenger RNA from Mesocricetus auratus (golden hamster), 5661 nucleotides. RefSeq names its product WAS/WASL interacting protein family member 2 (gene Wipf2). Gene Ontology annotation, molecular function: actin binding. The transcript has 9 exons. NCBI's taxonomy places the organism in Eukaryota, Metazoa, Chordata, Mammalia, Rodentia, Cricetidae. The coding region runs from base 654 to 1976 and encodes 440 amino acids. The record is from RefSeq and is a predicted model, not a curated record.
UUCCCCCGCCUCCAUUUUGUUCGCGGACGCUGGGGACGGUGGGAGCAGAUCCAUUUCCGGGUUGGUAAAAGGGGCGGCGGCGAGAAAGAGAGCUUGCCGCGGGGCGAAGGAGCAGGACUAAAGCAGGACGCAGGUGACGGAGGAUUCGCUCCCGGAGCAGCCCCGGCCAGGACACAUAAGUCUUGCUGGACAUGCAAGUGAAUGAGUCCCCUGAGGGGAUGGCUGUCAUGACCUGGGGAUGUAUGAAAGCGUUCUUAUCCGGGACUGUUCUAACAGUGGAAGAGCAUUUGUAUCUGCAAGUGUGCUGACUUUUGUUCAGAAAUCACAGCAUUCAAAGCCCAGAUGGUCCUGUUUGAUUGAGCACUUUUCUUAUGUAAUUGGAGCAGCUAGCCCUGCUUUCAUAACUUCAAGAAGAGUCUUGAUUUAGCAGCCUAUCGCUGGUGAUCAAGGAAUGACAAUGUGCCAGUUUUUCUAGCAUUUCAGCGUGAAGCAUCUGCAUUUCUGGUGGCUCAAGGGUAUUAGAAUGUGAGAGAAGAGACUUCAACAAGGAAAGUCAUGGUGCUGGAGCUGUUAUUAGAUUCUGUGGUGUAUGAAUGACCUAAAGCUACAAAUAAAGACGGAGAGAGAACAGUGCCAACUGGGAGCGGGCAAGGAUGCCAAUUCCUCCUCCUCCCCCACCCCCUCCUGGUCCUCCCCCACCUCCCACUUUUAAUCAGGCAAACACAGAACAGCCCAAACUCAGUAGAGAUGAGCAGCGGAACCGAGGGGCUCUCUUACAAGACAUUUGCAAAGGGACCAAACUGAAGAAGGUGACCAACAUUAAUGAUCGGAGUGCUCCUGUCAUUGAGAAGCCCAAAGGGAGUGGUGGUGGCUAUGGCCCUGGAGCUGCUGCUUUGCAGCCCAAGGGAGGUCUCUUUCAAGGAGGAGUGCCGAAGCUGCGGCCUGUGGGAGCCAAGGAUGCUUCAGAGACUUUAGCUGGUAAGCCAGCCCUGCAAGUCCCCAGUUCUCGAGCUGCUGCUCCAAGGCCUCCAGUUUCUACAGCCAGUGGGCGUCCUCAAGAUGAUAGCGACAGCAGCCGAGCCUCCCUCCCAGAACUGCCCCGGAUGCAGAGACCCUCUUUACCGGACCUCUCUCGACCCAAUACCACUAGCGGUACAGGCAUGAAACACAGCUCCUCUGCUCCUCCCCCACCACCUCCAGGGCGGCGUGCUAACGCGCCCCCUACUCCUCUGCCUCUACACAACAGCAAAGCCCAGGCCUACAACAGGGAGAAACCCUUGCCUCCAACACCUGGACAAAGGCUACACCCCAGUCGAGAAGGACAUCCUGCUCCACCUCCUGUAAAACCACCACCUUCUCCUGUGAAUAUCAGAUCGGGACCAAGUGGCCAAUCUCUGGCUCCUCCCCCACCGCCUUACCGCCAGCCGCCUGGAGUCCCUAAUGGGCCCUCAAGCCCCACUAAUGAGUCAGCCCCUGAGCUGCCACAAAGACACAAUUCUUUGCAUAGGAAGACACCAGGGCCUGUCAGAGGCCUUGCACCUCCUCCACCCACCUCAGCCUCCCCCUUUUUGUUGAGUAACAGGCCACCUCCCCCAGCCCGAGACCCUCCUAGUAGGGGAGCAGCUCCUCCACCCCCACCACCCAUGGUCCGAAAUGGUGCCAGGGACGCUCCCCCUCCGCCACCACCUUACCGAAUGCAUGGGUCAGAACCACCGAGCAGAGGAAAGCCCCCACCUCCACCCUCAAGGACACCAGCUGGGCCACCCCCUCCUCCACCACCCCCUUUGAGGAAUGGCCAUAGAGACUCCAUCACCACUGUUCGUUCCUUCUUGGAUGAUUUUGAGUCCAAGUACUCCUUCCACCCAGUAGAGGACUUCCCCGCUCCGGAAGAAUAUAAGCAUCUUCAAAGAGUAUACCCCAGCAAGACAAACCGAGCUGCCCGUGGAGCCCCACCUCUGCCACCUGUUCUCAGGUGAAGCCUGGCUUGGUCCUGCUCCUCAGGAAAAAGAUGGGCCUCCUCUUCUCAGAUGGUCCCCCAGCCCCUAGAACCUGCAUGAGAGCUCCUACAGUGUUUCUCCAGUGCGACCAACCAUAGACUCUAAGCAUCCUCCCGGCCCAGCUCCAUCUAUGCAUCUCAUCUCUGGACUUGAUGAUUGGAUUUUUUCUGUUGGCAAUAGGGUCUCAAGCCCUGUAUCCAGCCCUCUUCCAGCAAGCCCUGCUAGCCAGAAAAGGAGAAAGCUCCCAUAUCGCCUGCUUUCUUCCAGGGAAAGGUGCCUUGUUAUGGUGAAUGGACUCACAUUGGGCAGGGUGGAGAAUGGACCCCUGUCUGCUGUUAUUCACCAAGAGGGGAGUUUGGUGUGUGCUUAUAUUCCAUAGUUUAGGAGGUUGGUAUGGUCAGGACUGCUGAAGAAAGGGUACUUUUUGUGAAGCAGGAAGGGAGUUUGUAGAGAAGUGAUCUGUUUUAAAGGUCAGGUUAUAGAAAGGACAAAGAAAUGGAGCUUCUUCAUUCUUAAGAGCAUUUUGGUUUUGUUUUAUCUCUCUUCUACCCAUUCCAAGGGGUGAGUUGUACAUACACUAAAUACUAAUCAGUUGACCUAAACAAUAAAAGAAGGGGAUGAAGUAAACUGAGGAUCAUUCCAGAGCUAGUCAGCUCUUCUGCAGCUAAGGGGCCAGGGCCAUCUGAACUCCCUGGGACCCCCCCUGCCCUUCCCUGGGGUGCUAGGCUGAAGGAUGUCCUUUUGGUCCUUCAAGGGAAGAGUCACUUUUUGUUGGGUGCAUUAUUCAUAUUCCCAGUUCACAAAUUCCAGAAACUUCCUAUAAGAGAUGAAAAGAGGAGGCGAGGACCUUAACCUCAAUCUUAAGUCAGCCUCAGUUUUGUCUGAUUAACCCUGAAGUGGUCAGCAGCCUUUAGAGUCCUUCAGCCUUGGAGAGUGCUCUGAGGAAGCACUUCAGGAGAGGGCCUGGCUCGGGGCUACAAAGGUCUCCACAGCCUGCUUAUACCCCUCUGACACAGCAGGUUCUCCCUGUUUUCUCUGCCACCCUACCUUCCCAAGACUGCAGGGACUAAGACCACAGAGUAGAAAGGGCACGGAAAUAUGUGGGACCUUUGGGGGCUCGUUCAGAGUCUUGUAAACCAAGAAGCACAAAGACUUAAGGAGGUCUGCCUCAGUCCAUCAGCGGGUCUUCCUUGGCAGCCAGCAAUACAUUGUUCUCUGUCUUCCAGGUAGUAGGUAAACAGCACAGGAAAAAUGGAUGUUUUAACUGAGGUUGGUCAUUGAACAGUGAGUGUCUCUUCUCCAACAGCAUGUGGGGCACCAGGGACUCCACACACAGGAAAAGUUGGUUUCCUAUAGUCAUAGCCAUGGGCAAAGGCUGCUUAAACCUUCCAUGACCAUGGGGAGACCUGGUGAUUCUUUGAAUCUAAUAGGGGAGGCUAGUUAAAAACCUUCAGAUAUGUCACAGGGUCAAACUGUCAUAGGGACCUUUCUUUUCUUUUUUAUUAUUAUUAUUAUUAUUAUUAUUAUUAUUAUUAUGACUAUUAUUAUUUUCUAAGACAGGGUUUCUCUGUAUAGCCCAGGCUGUCCUGGUACUUGAUCUGUAGACCAGACUGGCCUCUGCCUCCCAGGUACUGGGAUUAAUGUUGUACACUACCACAUCCGGUUCAUAGGGACCUUUCUAAUCUAGUGAAACAUAGACUAAGGAUCUGUGUGUGAUGCCAGGUGAUACCCAAAUCUUCCAGUGCUGGUGAAGGUGGGCUUACCUUGGUUUAUUUAUUUAUUGGGUAUUACCCUUUGCCAUCUAUCUCCUGGACCACUUUGACUCUUGGGACAGGCAGUGAUUAGAUUUCACUAGACUUCUAAUUGUUCACUGCUUACGGUUCUUCUCAAAUGCCGUAGCAGUCACCUCCCAGGAGUAUCCCCAGUACCCUAAAGUGAACAGAACUAAGAGAGGGAGAGGAUCUGAUAGUGCAAGAGUUCCAGGGUAGAUGCCAAUUGCUGAACUUUGACUGUGAAGUCUUCCCAUUUGUUUUUGAAAUGGGAGUUGAUGCCUUUUGUACAAUGUUAUCAAAGUGUAUAGAGAUUUCCCCUUACUGAAACAUAGAACAUCAGAAUAUAUAAUAUAGCAAAUAAAGCCAAACCCCAGCUUUUCACUGGGGCUGAUACCUUCUUCUACAUGACCUGCGUCCUUCAUAUUCUCCAAAUUUGGACUGUGUCAUGUGGGUAGUGAUUAUAUUUUCAUUGUCUUUGCCUGGUACAACAACAAGCAAACAAAGGCCUGGGUUUAGAUCUGACUAAGAGCAUGUUGGUGACACAGCACCUAAUUGAAAUGUCUUUGCCUUAUGCAUCAUUUGGUCCUGCUUUAAUAACAGAUUUGUUACCAUGUAUAUUUGCUACUGUAGAAGGGAAUGUGAUCCUCAAUAACUGUUGGUCUAUUUUGUAUGUUGUACAGAGCUUGUAAUACAGGUUUAAGGUGGGCGGGCUGCAAGAGCACUGAAAAAUUUCCCCUUUGGAACUGCUUUUUUAUCUGCUUAUGGGAAUGUUGUCUCUUCAGUGGAAGAUUGGGUGGUCUCAUGUUGAGGCUGUAGCCUAAUCCCUUUAAUUCCCUUGUCCCCUCCCAAAGAAAGAGAAGAGACAUUGCCCAACUAAGCAGCAAGAAGCUUUGUCAACAGCUUUCCUGUGGGUUUUGUGGGCUUUUCCCCUAAUAGGAAACACUAGUAGUUGUUUCUUACUGCCCUACCCAAAGCUGGGCAGUGGCCUCUGACUUUGAAAUGAGCUACAUGCCCCUUUCCCUUUCUCUAGUCACCAAACCUGGACCAAAGCACUUCGGAUACUCCAGGUAUGGCUUUCUCCCUCCUGGGGGUUUGCAGAGCCCUACCAUUUUCACAGCCCGGGCCAAUUGUGUGAGCAGCUAGGGCUACCCCAGCUGAUGGAUGUGAGGCUGUCAUCGCCAGGAAUUCGUCCCUGUCCUGUCCCCCUUCCCAGCAAAGGCAAGGAAACUAGUCACUGGCAUUGCACUAGGGGGAUCCCCUUACCCAGUGGCUUCCCAGCUUGAAACCCAGAUUUACCUCCAGGGAGAGGUGAGGAGGAAGAAAAAAAAUAAUUGUAAAUAGAUUUGCUACAGAGAAACUCAGGGUUGGGGUAUGUUUUAAUUCUCCUGAUCACUUGAAACAAUCUGUAGGCUGAGUGCUUAUGGGAGUGUGGCAGAAAUGUGACUCCAGGGUCCUUCCGUCUGUGGGACUCUGGGGUGGGUGGAGGGUAGGGCGUCAGAGACCCCUGAUAGCACUGUACUGUGCGGUCUGUCCUUCUGGAAACCCAAACCUACAAUCAGCUGCAAUCAGGUUCUUCACACUCCAGCUGUCGUCUCCUUUCCCUGUGACUUCAGUCCCUAGCUCUGUGGUCAGAUUUAGGGAAUGAGGGGAAAGAGAGGAGGCUACUAUAAUUCUGCCUUCAAGACUCAUUUCUUGAGAUUAAAUGAAAUAAAAUGAUACCUGCCUUCAAAAUCACAUGCAGAAAUAAAAACAAAAAACCCAACAACAACCAUUUAACUGAAGGAAGGGUUCGGUUCCACUCAACUCCACCACGUUCAUUGUGCCUUUGCUUGUGUCAGAUCUCUGUGCUUUCUCCCCCUCUGUGAAGUAAUUAAAACUUCCUUGAUAACUGC